UUUUGACCACUUUCUAAGCGCGUUCGACACAUGGAGCAGCAACAAUCAAGUUCAAGCUCCAGCCGGCAUCGCAAGCGCCGCGAACAGCUGCUUGCAAACAUGACUGCUGAGCAGCGGGCAGAGUGGGACGCGCGCCAGGCCGAGCGGAAGGAGCUGCGCAAGGUCGAGCGAGGCGGGUCGCUGGGCGGCAUGUGGCUGUUCCAACACGCGUCGGACUCGUCCGAGCUGUCUGCGUCAAGCUCAGAUGAUCAAGAAGAGCAAGAGGAACAAGCUACAGGAGCCAAGCGCACAGGCGCGGCCGGGAAGACCGGAUCACCGCGCUCGAGCAGCUCCAACGCCAAUGCGAACACUCGCAGGUCAAGCACAACCACCCACACAACGGGAGGAGAUGACGAACAAGAAGACGACGACGAUGAACCGUACAAGGCCUUGUUUGCAACGCACGGUCAGCAGGCCGGAUAUGUGUUCAAGCACGCGCUGCAGGAGCCAACUCCAGCCCAAGUCGCCAUUUUGCACACUCCGUCGGCGGGCAUCGCCUUCCAGCUCUGGCCGGCCGCAAUUGCAUUGUGCGACUACCUCGAUCGGCAACAUGCAAGCAAUGGUCGCGACAAUUUGGCCGGUCGCACGGCACUGGAACUCGGCGCUGGCACAGGGCUCGUCGGCAUGGCCGCCGCCAAGCUAGGGGCGCAUGCUGUCAUCACAGACCUCCCACAAGUGAUUGGGUUUAUGGAGCAGAACAUUGCGCUCAACCCUGAAUUGAAUGGAGGCACGUGCACAGCGGCAGGAUUGGCCUGGGGCGAGCCGCUUCCGGCCGUUCUCCCUCCGUUCGAAUACCUGCUCGUCGCGGACUGUGUUUACUGGGAGCAACUCAUUCAGCCGCUGCUGGACACUCUAAAAGAGCUGUGCCCGCUGGGCAGCUCCAAGGUGGUGCUCGUUGCUCAAUUACGCCGCCGCAAGGUGGAAAACCGAUUCUUCAAAGCACUGCCUCGCCAUUUCGACGUUGAGCAGAUUGAAACGCAGACCACGCCGGCGUCGCGACGACUCAUUCGUCUGAUGCGUUUGACCCCAAAGCCUGCGCCAGUCUCCCGGCCAACUGGCAAACAGGCGCCAGCGCCUCGCCCAUGACAGCGACAUUCAUUGCUUAAUUUGUUAACGACGACUGUUUGUAAACUCGAUGAAAACAACCAACAAGGCAUCCUCUAUUUAUUUCGUC
Molecule: messenger RNA, 1213 nt
Organism: Capsaspora owczarzaki ATCC 30864
Lineage: Eukaryota; Filasterea; Ministeriida; Capsasporidae
Exons: 1
Coding region: 31-1125 (364 amino acids)
Source: RefSeq, a predicted model, not a curated record